Aureobasidium namibiae CBS 147.97 is the source of this 11484-nucleotide messenger RNA. RefSeq lists its product as uncharacterized. Gene Ontology annotation, cellular component: nucleus; SAGA complex; NuA4 histone acetyltransferase complex. The transcript is spliced from 2 exons. Gene Ontology annotation, biological process: regulation of DNA-templated transcription; DNA repair. The coding region runs from base 1 to 11484 and encodes 3827 amino acids. Lineage: Eukaryota; Fungi; Ascomycota; Dothideomycetes; Dothideales; Saccotheciaceae. Gene Ontology annotation, molecular function: protein binding; transcription coregulator activity. The record is from RefSeq and is a predicted model, not a curated record.
AUGACGGAGCGAAACCUCGACAUCUUCGAGAACAAACUCUCCGAUUCCAACACAGAUCUCAGGACGAAAUGUAACUUCCUCAUCGAGAUUCGUGAUGGCAUGGACCAUUGGUGCCAGGGUACCACCUACCCUGUCUUUCUGCAAAAGUUUGUACCUGUACUACUCGACAUCCUCAGUGGUUCUCCAGUCUUCAUCAGCACAUCACCGGAACAGCGACUACGAAACUGCGCCCUCGAGAUCCUACAUCGCCUGCCUAUGUCCACGCCGGACGUAACCGAUCAGUAUGCUCCACAAAUUGUCGACAAGUUAUUGGAACUCGCGCGUACCGAGAACGAGGAUAAUGCUGUACUUUGCAUGAAGAUCAUUAUGGAAUUCGAAAGGACCCAUCUGAACUCAUGCGCAAGCAAAGUCCAGCCCUUCCUGGACCUCAUCCUGGAGCUGUUCCAGACCAUGGAUCAAACAGUCAAAGAUACCUUCGACACACCAGCAGCCGUGGGCUCUUCUUCUGCUGUAGCCCCAGGCACACCACAGUACAAUUCUCCUAGACCUGCAUCACCAGUUGCAUCGACCACAUCUCUGACCGCAGACGUCGGUAACGACCAGCCUCAAACCCGACAACUUCAAAAAGGAACCCAGUCUUUCAAGCUCGUCGCAGAAUGUCCUAUCAUUGUCGUCAGCAUCUUUCAAGCACACCGCAGCAUGGUAGCAAAAAACGUGGAAGCAUUCGUUCAUCGUAUCAAGUCAAUUCUUUCACUCCAAGCUGGACCGCAAAAGAGAGCACACGAGGAGGCAAGAGAACGAGGAACAACCUUUGUCGGUGUGGCCAAGGAUAUCAAGAACCGUGCGGCCUUUGGAGAGCUCGUCACUGCUCAGGUCAAGACUAUGAGUUUCUUGGCCUACUUGCUGCGUGUCUAUCAGAAAAUGCUGGCAGAUUUCUUGCGCGAGCUUCCAGAGAUUGUUGUGCGUCUUCUCCAGGACUGUCCAAGAGAAAAGUCUAGUGCACGAAAGGAGCUUUUGGUGGCCAUCAGACACAUUGUCAACUUUAACAUCAGGACGAUAUUUUUGCCAAAGCUGGACGAAUUGCUCGACGAACGCACUCUGAUCGGUGACGGUUUGACGGUGUACGAGACAUUACGACCUCUAGCUUUCACCAUGUUGGCCGAUUUGAUUCAUCAUGUGAGAGAAAACUUGACGCCUGCGCAGAUCGAGAAGAGCAUCUUUGUCUACACAAAGAACCUGCACGACGACUAUCCAGGCACCAGUUUCCAGACCAUGAGCGCGAAGCUACUGCUCAAUAUGGCUGAGUGUAUGGCCAAGGUUGAAGACAAGCAAGAUGCGCGUUACUUCCUCACACUGGUCUUGAAUGCAAUUGGCGAGAAAUUCGCAUCGAUGAACCGCCAGUACCACAACGCUGUCAAGGCCUCCGCACAGUAUGCCGAGACCACAAUGGAGGCUGGAGCCGAAAACUACCUCGCAGACGUCAACCAGAAGCCAGAAUGGGAUGAGAUCGACAUCUUCAAUGCAACACCCAUCAAGACCAACAGCCUCAGAGACCGCGGAUCCGACCCUGUUGCUGACAACAAAUUCUUGUUCAAGAACCUCCUGCACGGCCUAAAGACGCUAUUCUAUUCGUUGCGUGCUUCCAACCCUACGCGUAUUCGCGACGAAAUGGAUGCAGCCAACGUUCCUCCUAACUGGCAAGAUGUUUCAUAUGGGUUCAACGCCGAGGAAGUCAACGUACUAAUCAAGCUGUUCCACGAGGGUGCUCAAGUGUUCCGUUACUACAACGCAGAGAAGACCCCCACAGAAACACCUAUGAUGAACCCAGUCGAGUUCCUGGCCAACAACCACAUGAUGAGCAGCGGAAAGGAGGAAAAAGACCUUCUCGAAACUUUUGCAACCAUCUUCCAUCACAUCGACCCUGCCACAUUCCACGAAGUCUUCCAAGCCGAGAUCCCACACCUCUACGAAAUGAUCUUCGACCACCCAGCUCUUCUGCACAUCGCCCAGUUCUUGCUUGCUAGUGAGGCAACGUCUCCUGCGUUCUGCGGUAUGAUGUUGCAAUUCUUGAUGGGUAGACUUGAAGAAGUCGGCACUUCUGAUGUACAGAAAUCCAGUGUACUUCUCAGGCUCUUCAAGCUAUCCUUCAUGGCUGUCACCCUUUUCUCCGCACAAAACGAGCAAGUUUUACUGCCUCAUGUCACAAAACUCAUCACAAGGUCGAUUGAAUUGUCGGUGACUGCCGAAGACCCUACAAACUACUUCCUACUGCUCAGAUCACUGUUCAGAAGUAUUGGCGGUGGCAGAUUUGAGAAUCUAUACAAGGAGAUUCUACCUUUGCUUGAGAUGCUGUUGGAAGUGCUGAACAACUUGCUCACCUCUGCACGCAAGCCGCAAGAUAGAGACCUCUUUGUUGAACUGUCUCUGACCGUACCUGCUCGCCUUAGUCAUCUGCUACCUCACCUAAGCUACCUGAUGAGACCGCUUGUUGUUGCUCUUCGCGCUGGUUCCGAGCUCAUCGCGCAAGGUCUUCGUACCCUGGAACUCUGCGUUGAUAAUCUUACAGCUGAUUAUCUCGAUCCCAUCAUGGCUCCUGUCAUUGACGAGCUGAUGGCUGCUCUCUGGGACCACCUCAAACCUCAACCUUACAGCCACUUCCAUGCUCACACUACUAUGCGUAUUCUUGGUAAGCUCGGAGGUCGCAACAGGAAGUUCCUUACCUCGCCUCCUGCUUUGGAGUACAAGCCAUAUGCAGAUGACGAAGCCAGCUACGACAUCAAGCUCAUUGGUUCUAUGAAGGACAGAGCAUUCCCUGCAAGGCUCGGAAUUGAUGUCGCUAUUGACAAGCUUCGAGAACAACCCAAGGCAGCAGCAGCAAAGAAGUCUGAUGCAUUCCACAAGCAACAAGCACUCAACCUUGUCAAGACACAAAUCAAACUUCUGGUCGGAUACGACAAUCUCCCUGAAGACUUUGCGAGACUCGUCCGCUUGCAGGCCAACGACUUGUUCGAUAAGAACUACGAUGUCGGUCAUGACCUGUUCUCGAAAUCGGAGCGCGAGAAAUCUGUCGCAAAGAAAGAUGCUCAGCAAGCAACCCUACUCAAGUUGAUCAAGGCGGCUAUGCUGGCUGCUGCAGUCCCUGAGCUCAAACAGGACGUGGUACCUUUUCUGGAUGGACUCUACAAGCAUUUGACAAUUCUUGAACUCGGCAGGUCACUCGGUCAAGAGAAGCACACCAAGCGACCCUUUGAGCCGUUGUCCGGCGAGGGUCCUGUCUUCGUCGAUAGUAGAGUGAUCGCGGACGCUAUCGCCGAUACCUUAUCUUCAGACUCUGCAGAGGUUCGCGAUGUUGCUUUCACCGCAUUGGACACUAUGUGGAAGUCAGCAGCCAUGAUUUUUGGAGCAGAAGAGCGUGUUGAGCGUUUACCGUUCUUCCGCGAUCUCACGAAAUCGCUCAUCCAUCACUGUUUCGAGGAAGAAUGGUUCUCGAAAUCUGGAGGUACUGCUGGUAUCGAUUACAUUGUCAACAAGCUCAACUUCAGCGCUGCUUGGUUGAAGGAUCGUCAGUUGGAACUUAUCCGAGCGCUCUUCUUUGUCAUGAAGGAUAUGCCUCAAGACCUUCCUGCCAAUGUCCGUGUUCAAGCCAAAGACGUGCUGCAGGCCAUCAUCAGAAAGUGCAACGAAGGCACACCGACCUCUGACAUUGGCGCAGCGAACACUCUUCUACACAACGUGUCUAACAAACUCGUUGGAGAAGUGUCGCAUAUGAACCGACAUGUUCGCGAGGCAGCUCAAGAUGGUCUUCGACUGCUUGCAGAAGUCGUUGGUGCUAAGCUGUACGAAAUCGUGAAGCCAGUCAAGGAGCUGGUCCUUCAACCUAUCUUCAACAAGCCUCUUAGAGCGUUGCCUUUCUCAGUGCAGAUAGGAUACAUUGACGCAUUGAACUUCUGUCUGGACAUGGAGAAUGAAGUCUUGCAGUUUGAAGACCGCCUCAACCGAUCACUUAUGGAGACAUUGGCUCUGGCGGACGCAGAAGACGAGACUCUUGCACCGAAGCCGAUGGAGCACAGAAGUGCCGAAUCGAUAGUCAACCUCAGGGUGUCUUGCCUUCGCCUUCUGACUACUGCUAUUCGCCUGCCUGCUUUUAACAAUUCUCCGCACGCGCAACAUCGCAGUCGUAUCAUUACCGUUUUCUUCAAAUCACUGUAUUCGAGAAACACCGAGGUCAAGACGACAGCCAAUGCCGGUCUGCAAAUAGUACUGCAAGCCACUCAAAAGCUACCUAAGGAUCUUCUUCAGAGCGGUUUGAGACCAAUCCUCAUGAAUGUCCAGGACCCUCGUAAGCUCAGUGUAGAGGGACUCGAAGGCCUGCGCACACUUCUCCAACUUCUCACCAACUACUUCAAGGUAGAGAUUGGCUCUCGUCUUCUGGACCAUAUGAAGCACAUUGCAGACGCGCAAAGCUUGCAAAAGGUUUCAUUCUCCCUCAUCGAGCAGAACCCCAAGAUGCGUGUUGUCACCGCAAUCUUCGGUGUCUUCCAUCUUCUUCCUGCCGCGGCUGUGCAGUUCCUCCCUACGCUGGUCGAAAGGGUUCUUGAACUUGAGCGUAGUCUUCGCAGAACUCAUUUCAGUCCUUUCCGUGAGCCAUUGAUCAAGUAUCUCAACCACUACUCAAAGGAAGCACUGGAACACUUCAGCGCAAACCUGAAGGAUGAGGCAAAGGGCAGGUUCUUCGCUCAGAUUCUCUCUGACAAGGCAGCUGCACCUUUGCGAACAGCUGUGAUGGAGUCGGAUGCCUUCUGGGCACCACUGACUGGAGAAGGACUGACCGAUGUUGAGAAGGACCAAGCAGCAGUCAAUGCUGUUCACGUCGCCCUGUCUUUGUCAGAGUUCCCUGAGUGUCGUGCCUGGCUCACAAACCAUGACAAGACUAGAUUGGCUCUGUUCGAGGCUGCCCAGUCACUGCAACAGAAGUUGCAAAACAAGACAUUGGCUUCAUCUCUUCGUCUGCCAGUCGAGCAGGUUGGAGAUCAUCUCAUGAUUAUUCUCACCAGAUACUUGUCUCAGAAGCCGAAUGAUCUUGAUUUCUUCUUUGAUCUUGUCCAAGCUUGCGCCAACGACGAGCUUGCAGAGUCGCACCGCUUGUUCCACUUCAUAUACGAAUUCAUCAUCACCAGCACCUCAGUCGAGUACCGACGUUCGGUCGCAGUGCGCUGUAUUGAUAUCUACACCAACCGUCAGAAGACACCACGCAUGAAGUCGUUCGUAUUCCACUACAUCUUAAAUCCCAUCUUUGCCAUGGACAUCCAGCGCAAUUGGGAAAGCCUGUUUGGCAACAACAAGGGUACUGAGCUGUUCGACAAGUCCAUGACCGACAUUGUGCACGCCAAGUUGUGGAAGCCGCAAGCCAAUAGCGACAUUUCCGAAGAUCCUACUCAGCCUGGCGUUGACCAGUCAAGGAUGGAGUUGAUACAGCUGACAUCGAUGCUCCUCAAAUACCACCACAACAUGCUUUCCGAUGCACGAAAGGAUGUGAUAAUGUUUGGCUGGACGUACAUCAGACUUGAGGACACCAUCAACAAGUACGCUUCUUACGCGCUGAUCUCAUAUUUCAUCGCCCAUUACGACACCCCGGCUAAGAUUGUUGUGCAAAUCUACGGCAAGCUGCUGGGAGCACACCAGGCUGAAGGUCGACCGCUUGUUAUGCAGGCUCUUGAAAUUCUUGAGCCUGUUCUCAUCAAGCGAACCGGUAGUGAGCAAGCAAGAGCGCCUGCCUGGACUCGUAUUCCUCGUCGCAUACUAAGUGAAGAGACAUCGAACACCCCACAGCUCACCAGCAUUUUCCAGUUCCUUGUCAGGCACCCUGACCUCUUCUAUGAGGCUAGAGAAUCUUUCGCAUCCAUCAUCAUCCCUUCGCUCAAUAAGGUCGCGCAACUGCCCAAUCCUUCCACCGAAAACAAAAGACUGGCUAUCAACCUUUUCAGCAUGAUCUGGCAUUGGGAAGAACGUACCGUGAAGGAGAACGGGUCGCUCUCUGCAUCCCAGUCUCCUGGUAGCGAGGCGCCUGCUGUAAACAAGAAGGCUGCUUCAGCCUCUUACGCUCUCCGCACCAUGAUGAUCAAAUACAUGGUAAACUUCAUCGCCAUCUUGCCUGAGAGGUUCCCUGUCCCAAGCUCUACCGAAGAGGGUAAGGAUGCGAAAGAAGGCAAGGAGCGUCCUUCUCCAUCCGCCAAUGAGACAAUAAGAAAGUCACUGGAGUUGCUUUGGCGUUUCCUGUCGCCAGGAUAUUGGGAUGAUGUUGAUGUCGAUGCCAUGUUCCCCAAAGUUACUGAACCGAUCCUCCUCUCCGAGCCCAAGCAGGAUGAGAAGAUGGAGCCUUGGACCAGCCGUGUCAUCAACACUUUGCAGAUGCUCCGCUCGCUUGUCAACGCCAAGUCUGAUGAGUGGAUUGUUGCUCGCUUGCCUCAACUACAAAAGCUGCUCGCCAAAUCAUUGAAAAGCGAGAGUGCCGAGAUUCAAGAUUGCUUACAUUGUAAUAAGCCUGUCGAAGGCUUCCCCGAAUUGAAGCCAUUGAUGAAUGCAAUCCUGGAUGCGGUUCCCCUGCAGCAAUCAGAGGAAGACUUGCCUGACGCCGAGAGUCCGACAGAUGAGUUUGUCAAUUUUCUCUCUACUCUUGCGGGUGAUUGUAUGUCGGCUACUGGCAAAGACACUCAAGUUCAGACCGCUGGCAUCAACAUUCUCUGGACGCUUUCGCAACGCAAGGCCGAUAGUGUGGAUACCCACAUUCCCGCUCUUCUCAAGGCCCUCCAAGGCAAUCUUGCGAAGAACCACCUUGCAGCUCAAAUGCCACAGCAAGUCGCCACUGCCAAUGGAGUCGCAGCCCAGCUUCCUGGCAAUCCUCAAGAGGUUGACCUUAACACUGUCCUGAUCAUCAGAGUGAUUGAGAUGCUAUCAGCCCGCAUUGCAGCUCUCGGAGAGCAGCGCAGGCCUUAUCUGAGUGUCCUUGCCUCGCUUGUCGAAAGAUCUCAAAACAACAUGCUUUGCGAGAAGAUCCUUAGUAUGGUUGAGGAGUGGGUGUUCAACUCGACGGAACCGGUUCCUACCCUCAAGGAGAAGACGGCAGUGUUGCAGAAGAUGCUCAUGUUUGAGAACCGAUCCGACUUGACACUCUACCACAAGUUCCUGGACCUGGUCAUCCGCAUCUAUGAGGAUCCCAAAAUCUUUAGAUCCGAAUUGGCUGUGCGCAUGGAGCAUGCUUUCCUCAUUGGUCUUAGAAGUCCUGACAUUCCCAUGCGUACACGUUUCAUGACCAUCUACGAUCGCAAUCUCAGUCGUACAGCUGCCAACCGCUUCUUCAAGUUGCUAGCUGAGCAGCAAUGGGACGUCCUUGCCGACAGCUUCUGGCUGAGUCAAGUCAUUCACCUCAUGUUUGGCUCAAUCGACAUGAACACUUCCUUGAGACUGCACAAUGAUGAUUUCAAGUGCUUGCCUGCCUCAAAGCUCUUCAACACAAUGUCCACAGAUCCACGACUUGCUGAUCUCAUGCUCGACUCUGAAUUUGAGAAUUUCAUUGCAAGCCACAAGCGAUUCGUGCAAGAGCUGGGCGAAAUCAAGACGAAGGAUGUCCUCGAACCAUUGGCCAAUCUCCAGCACACCGACUCAAACCUUGCUCAUGACAUCUGGGCUGCCUACUUCCCAUUGAUCUGGUCCAGUCUCUCGAGAGACGACCGUGAAGAUAUGGAGACUGGGCUUAUCAAUCUCCUUACUAAGGACUUCCAUCAACGCCAGACCGACAAACGCCCGAACUGUGUUGCUACUUUGAUCGAUGGCAUAGUCCGUGCCAGACCUCGUGUCAAGUUCCCACCACAUGUCCUCAAGUUCCAAGCGAAGAACUACAAUGCUUGGUACAGCGCAGCCACGUACAUUGAAGAAUUGGCAAUGAAGCCCAUUGUCGAUACUCCGGCCAUCCGCGAGAGUAAUCUAGACGCUCUUGUUGAACUGUAUGCUACUCUGCAGGAAGACGAUCUCUUCUACGGAACUUGGCGCAGAAGAUGCCAAUUCGUGGAGACGAACGCUGCUCUUUCAUACGAGCAGAAUGGUGUCUGGGACAAGGCUCAAGCAAUGUACGAGCAGGCUCAGAUCAAGGCUCGUACUGGCUCGAUUGCGUUUUCACCCGGUGAAUACAUGCUCUGGGAAGAUCACUGGGUGUACUGCGCCGAGAAACUUCAGCAAUGGGAGAUUUUGGGUGACUUCGCUAAGCACGAGAACUUGAACGACCUGUUCCUCGAAGCAACCUGGCGCAACUUUGAUGCUUGGGAGGAGCCUGACAACCGAGCUCAGUUGGACACUAUAAUCAAGGCUGUCUCUGAUGCUCCCACUCCCCGCCGCAUGUUCUUCCAGGCCUUCAUGUCGCUGCUCAAGCUUCACAACAAGACCGAAACUCAACAAGACUUUAACCGCAUCUGCGAUGAGAACAUUCAACUUUCGAUCAAGAACUGGCACAAGCUUCCCAAGCAAAUCACACAGGCUCAUAUCGGAUUGCUACAGAAUUUCCAGAACUUGGUCGAACUGCAUGAUGCAAGCGUGAUUUGCAGCAGCCUGGCUCAAACCACAUCUGCCAAUCUCGAUGUCAAAAGUCAAGAGCUUAAGCUUCUGCUUGGCACUUGGAGAGACAGGCUGCCCAACUUCUGGGACGACAUCAACUCAUGGCAAGACUUGGUCACCUGGCGUCAACAUAUCUUCCAGCUUAUCAACAGAACAUACCUGACGCUGCUGCCAACUACCAACCAGGGCAACGCUACUGGCCAAUCGUAUGCUUACCGUGGCUACCACGAGACUGCUUGGAUCAUCAAUCGUUUUGCACAUGUCGCUCGCAAGCACCAGAUGCCUGACGUCUGCAUCACUCAACUCAGCAGGAUUUACACCUUGCCUAACAUCGAGAUCCAAGAAGCUUUCCUCAAGCUGAGGGAACAGGCCAAGUGCUGUUACCAGAACCGUAACGAGCUCACCAGCGGGCUAGACGUGAUCAACAACACCAAUCUUAACUACUUUGGAGCUCAGCAGAAGGCAGAAUUCUACACUCUCAAGGGCAUGUUCUUGGCCAAGCUCAACCACAAGGAAGAAGCUAAUGACGCAUUCGGUACUGCUCUCUACUUUGACAUCAAGCUUCCAAAGGCUUGGAGCGAAUGGGGUAGAUACAACGACAUGCUCUUCAAGGAGAAGCCUGACGAGAGCAUCGACAAGGCUAGCGCUGCCAUCAGUUGCUACCUCGAAGCCGCUGGUCAAUACAAGAGUGCCAAGUCGAGGAAGCUUCUCAGCAGAAUCCUUUGGCUUCUCAGUUUGGAUGACGCAGAAAACACGCUCGCAAAGGCAUUCGAGAACUUUAAGGGAGAGACUCCUGUGUGGUACUGGAUCACCUUCAUUCCUCAACUGCUCAACAACUUGUCUCGUACACCCAGUGAAGCCAACAUUGCUCAUGGAAUCUUGAGCAAGCUUGCAAAGACAUACCCUCAAGCACUUUACUUCCAGCUGCGUACCAGCCGCGAAGAUAUGUCGGUCAUCAAGAGAAGUCAAGAGCAGAAAGAAGCCAGGGAGAAGCAGGCACGAGCUAAACAAGCAGGAGCUGCUACACCUGGUGAAGCCGUCAAGCCAGAGGCCAAGCCCAAUGGAGAAACUGCCAGUGGCACUCCCCAACCCAAGGUCGAAGGUCAGGAUGCAAACCAGCCCGCCAAACCCGAAGCGGCCGAGCCAGCCAAGCCCAAGAAGCCUUGGGAUCACACUGAAGAGCUCACUCAGACGCUCAAGACGGCAUUCCCUCUGUUGGCCCUGUCCAUGGAGACUAUGGUUGAUCAGGUUCAGAAGUACUUCAAGUGUACUCUGGACGAAGAUGCCUACCGUCUCAUUGUCGCUCUGCUGAACGAUGGCCUGGCGUAUGUUGGCAGAUACCCUACUUCAUACGCUCAAGGUGUAAACUUGCCGCCAUCAACCGAGGCUAACAUCACUCGAUUCGCGGAGUCUAUUUUACCAGCUCACAUUCGCAAGUCAUUCGAAGCCGACUUUGUGACCAAGAAGCCAUCAAUGUUCGAAUACAUUGCAAAGCUUCGGAGAUGGAGAGACAGAUUCGAAGAGAAGCUCGAUCGUAGAACGUCCAAGUGGCAUCUUGAACAGACUACUCAUCUGGCUGAAUUCCGUUUCUUGAAGUUUGACGAGGUUGAGGUGCCUGGACAAUACCUGCAGCAUCGUGAUAAGAACCAAGACUUUGUCAGGAUUGAGCGAUUCUUGCCUGAUGUUGAGCUCGUCAGAGGCGUCACUGGUUGUCAUAGGAGAUUGACCAUUCGUGGCCAUGAUGGAAGCGUACAUCCAUUUGCCAUCGUACACCCGACAGCCAGACACAGCAGACGCGAGGAGAGAGUUCUGCAAUUGUUCAGAAUCUUCAACAGCAUCCUUGCUAAGAAGAAGGAGAGCAGACGUCGCAACUUGCAGUUCCACCUACCGCUGAUCAUUCCUUUGUCUCCUGGCAUCCGUAUGCUACAAGAUGAUGCUUCGUACAUUAGUUUGCAAGGAAUCUACGAAGACUACUGUCGUCGUAACGGCAUCAACAAGGAUGAUCCGGUCUUGUUCCAGAUUGACAAGCUCCGCGCCUUGACACCGGUAAGCAAUAUCAACGGCACCACAACAGAACGAGAUACUGACCUUUGGUUCCAGCAAAAACCCGAGCAGGCUGCAAGCAUUCGCCUGGAGACUUUCAACGCGAUUCAAGAGAAGUUUGUUCCGAACGACGUUGUUCAGGACUACUUCCAGCAGACAUAUCCUUCGUACGACUCGCUCUGGCUUUUCCGUCGGCAAUUCUCUGCACAGUUGGCUGCUCUGACAUUCAUCACGUUCACUAUGCACAUGACGAUGCGUUAUCCUCACAAGAUGUCCAUCUCGCGCGGCACUGGUAACAUUUGGGGAUCGGAGUUGGUUCCUGCAAUGGCUGCGGCCAAGCCUUACUUCCACAACCCAGAAGCUGUGCCUUUCCGUUUGACGCCCAACUUGCAGACGCUGAUGGGCCCGAUCCACACCGAGGGCAUCUUCGUGGCAGCUCUUAUGGCUAUUGCUCGCUGUCUGACCGACUCGUCUUCGUCGCCCACAACAUCGACUCCACCUGCCGCUCCCACUCCUACCAACUCAGGUAACGGAGGCAACAACCAGGAUGAGACAGAGAGUAACACUUCGGAUCUCGAAGGACAGCUCAGCAUCUUCAUCCGUGACGAGAUGAACUUCUGGUCGCUACAGCAGCACAAGCAGAGCAUCAAAGAUGGAGAGUUGCGUGAGCACGUGUACCGCAAUGCUACGGGCAUUGUCAAAAAGGCAGUCGCCAUGGCCAAGGAGCCCGAUGCAAAGAACUUGCCUGCCAGUCAGAGUGUGCUUGAUCUUGUAGCCAAGGCUACCGAGCCCAAGAAUCUGUGUACGACAGAUGCGCUUUGGCAAGCUUGGCUGUAG